Acanthamoeba castellanii str. Neff is the source of this 798-nucleotide messenger RNA. Its product is annotated as START domain containing protein. The coding region runs from base 1 to 798 and encodes 265 amino acids. NCBI's taxonomy places the organism in Eukaryota, Discosea, Longamoebia, Acanthamoebidae. Gene Ontology annotation, molecular function: lipid binding. The transcript has 8 exons. The record is from RefSeq and is a predicted model, not a curated record.
AUGGAGGCACCGCACCGAGACGACCCUUCGCUGUCGGAGGAGGAGCGACUAGCGCCCCUGCUGGGCAAGAAGCUGCUGGAGGACCACAAGGACGUGGCUUCCGAGCAUGGUCACUGGAAAAAGGUGAAGGAGAAGCGAGGCAUCACCGUCCACCUCCGCCACGAGGAGGGGAAUCCCAUCAAGGCGGGCAAGGCGCGUGGGCUCAUCCCAGGCAGCCCGAAGCUGCUCCUCCGCAUCCUCCAGUCCCUCGACUACUAUCCUCAAAUCGAUCCGCUGUACACCGGCGGGCGUGUGGUGGACAAGUUCGCCGAUGGGAAGCACGAGAUCAUCUACGCCGCCUACUCCUCGGGCUUCAACCUCGUCGUUUCGCCUCGCGACUUCCUCUAUCUCGAAGCAAAGUGGUUGGUCGUUGUCUGCUCACAGUGGCCGCUCUCCACCGAGCUAGGACGGCGCGAUUUUGAGGGCGAUACGAGGGUGAUUGCGUGCAUAUCAAUCGAGAGGGACGAUGUGCCGCAUGUCAAGGGACACGUGCGGGGGCACAUAUUCGAGUCGGGCUGGGUCAUCGCGCCAUGCCAGCCGACAGCGGCGGAGAUCAAGGCGGCCGGCCUGGCGGACGUGGAGUCGGAUUCCUGGUGCGACUGCCUCUUCUUGGCCCAGGUCGACAUCAAGGGCUGGAUUCCCACUUGGCUAGUGAACCGACUGAGCGGCGAGCUCGGCGAUGCGCUCCACAGGCUCCGGAAGUUCAUCAAGGAGAAGGGCCACACGGUGGUCUUCGAAGAUGACGGCCAUCACUCGUGA